CGGACGGAGAGCGGCACUGUGUCCCCGCGGCGAGCUCCGCGCAGCCUCCCCCGCUCCCCUGCCGCCGCCGAGCAGCUCCCCCGUCCCAGCGGCCGGCAGAAACGAGCGAGCCGAGCGGCAGGAGGUUUUUGUUGCCUAAUUCAUCACAUGAAGGAGUGAAGUUUUUCUGGACCUACAUGGAUCUAUAAGCAUUUUCAAGAUGGCUAAGAACUGUGGUGAAGAACCGAGUGGAAUGAUGAGAGGAAGCACCCACUUCUACCAAUUUCUAUUGACAUUCAACUCGCAUAUUUGACAGCAUGGUUUCCUGACAGAAAAGUAUAUUAUGUAUUUUUUUCUGAAUUCCAAAUCUGUAUUAGAUAUACCAUCUGUGGUGGUUUUGGAAAGAUGAGAAGGGACCCACUGUGGGGCAACACAAUGAAACCAAAAAUGUCUGCUAUUCCUGUUGUAUGCAUUCUGGCUGUGAGAAUUUUCUUGUGAUUUCUGACUUUGGUACUCUUGGCCUCAUGGGAACAAAAUAAAACAAAGCAACCUGAUUUUGGUAAACAAAAUGCCACGGAGAAGGAAAAUUGGUGGGAGUCCUUCUCGGAAGACUGGAGCUGCUGCUUUUUUACCCCAGGGGGACCCAAGCCUCUCAAUGUCACAACCAGCCUACAGUGUCAAUAAGGAAAAGCUCUUCAACAGCAUGUCAGAAAUGUUUUCUGACUUAGAUCCUAGUGUGGUUUAUAUGGUUCUCUCGGAAUGUGAUUUUAAAGUAGAAAAUGCUAUGGAUUGUCUGUUAGAGCUGUCCACUCAUGCUGAAGGAGCAGCAUCCUCAAAAGUCUCAGAUUUUGAAUCAGUGGCAUCGUCAUUAGCCCUUGUUAAUCAGCGGAGAUCUGUUCCAAAUCAAAGAAUGUGGGAAAGUACUGUGAAACACUGUAAUUCUGAAGAAGAAGAAGAAAAGGUCUUAUCACCUGACAUGCCGCUGACUGAAGAACUGGAUUCCUUAAUAGAAAAUGCUUUUCAGAGAUGCAGCUUGAGUGUCGAAUUGCCUAAUUCUGCAAAUGAUCAAAUUGUAUGUGAACGUGAUGGCUUUAAGGAAUUUCCUGAGUGGGAAGAAUCGGAUUUGGGUUGCAAUGUUCUACUUUUUCCACACCAAAUAGCGACAAGUAAUGAGGUUUUGGAAAACUGCUCUUCUCAGCUACCAGCGAAUCAGCUGAACAUCCAGACAAGCUCACCAGCUGCAUCGGACACUUUUGCACAAGCAUUACAGGAUUCCGAUUUGUCAAAAAUAGGCGUUCACCAGGAUAUAGCUUCAGAAGCCUAUGAACAAUCAAAUGGAGAAACAUCCCGUGGAAAUUCUGAUCAGGCACAGCAUAUUGUUUCAGAUCACAAAAGUGCAACUACUGCUUCUGGCGAGUCUUCCCAAAGAGCUCUGGAACUUGGAGUAGCUAUCACUGAAGAACCUAAUUCACAGUGCCUGCAACAGCACAGAGAGUUAAUGACUGCCUGUGACACUCACAACACUUCUCUUCCAGAAGCCUGUGUCUCUCUUGAAAAAUCCAGUUUCAAAACACCAAAACUUAAGGAUUUUCAGCAAUCUGAGCAGAAUUAUGGUUUUAAUCUUUCUACACCAUCAUGUCGGACUCAACAACAAUGGAACCUUAUGGCUCCUGCCUUUUAUCCGUCCAUUGGAAGUCACAGCUUUGUAACUCCAGUGGCUGUCAGUCCAGGACAGUGGAGACCCGUUUCAGACUAUAGGACAUUGGAAAAAGGACUUGUUUUUUCUUCUCCAGUGGUUCCAAAUGCCUGGGAUAGCAGCCCUUCUCUGAAGGUAUGGGAAAAUCAAGAUAGAAACUCAAAAUUGAACCUCUCGCAAGCACAGCAGCCACCUGUUUGUCACAUGAUGAGAAAAAAGAUGCACCUUAUAGGUCAAGUACUUGUUCUUCUCAGAGGUGUUCCGGGAUCAGGAAAAUCAUAUUUGGCAAGGAUGAUACUGGAGGAUAACCCAGGUGGAGUCAUUCUUAGUACUGAUGACUACUUUUAUAAAUGUGGAAAGUACCACUAUGAUGCACGUUGCUUAGGGGAAGCACACGAGUGGAACAGGAAACGAGCCAAAGAAGCAUUUGAAAUGAAAAUCUCUCCUAUAAUCAUAGACAACACAAACAUACAGGCAUGGGAGAUGAAGCCUUAUGUUGCUUUGGCUCAGCAGUUCAAAUAUAAAGUCAUGUUUCGAGAGCCAGACACGUGGUGGAAGUUUAAACCGAAAGAACUUGAAAGGCGGAAUAUUCAUGGGGUAUCUAAAGAAAAGAUCAAGAGAAUGUUGGAGCAAUAUGAACGUUGCCUUACUGUUAACUCAAUCUUGGAGUCUUCUGUCCCAGAAAAAUCAGAAGUUACUGCUUGGAAUGAAGAUGCUUGUCAGGAGGAAAGUCAUAGAGAAAGGGAGGCACAUUCCCAAAAGGAAAACAAACCUUUUGCUUCUGAUUUGGAGCCUCUUAAUUUACCUGAAGAUGAUAAACCUCUUUCCAGUUGUUCUCUAAUUUCAGAAAGUAAUUUUGCUCCCGAGAGUUAUCAGAAAGAGGAAAAAGAAAUGGAAAAUAACUCAGUGAAACACAAUACUGAGAACAACACCAUUCAAGAUAUCUUGGAUGUUGAUUUGUCGAGUUAUGUCGAGAAAGAGCUGCCCUUGGAGAAAAAAGAAGAAAAAGGAGAAAGAAUGGAAAUUACUGAAACAGAAAUGGAUGAGACUGAUAUAAUCACAACUGAAGAAACUGUAUGCAUGCAUAGGGGAGGAGUUGAGAAACACAGUAAUGACAAUAUUCUCAAAGUUCAGACUGAAUCUGAACAAAACAGUGAAAUAGGCUUGGAGUCAGAUUCAACAGAAAGAAGUAAUGUAGUAGAACCAAGCGCCUCGGUUAUGGAGGCAUCAGAAAAACCAGAGCUGCUGAAUUUUCUGGGUGACUGGCCUGUACAACAAACGAUGGGACAGAGAGUCAAAAGAACUAGAAGGCUAGAAAAAUCUUCUCUGAAGAGUGAUAGGGAAGGUAAAACUCCCAGUCAGCAUCCUGAAUUAGGUAAAGAGCAAGCUGGCCUAACUGAUACCUGUACUGUUGUGAAAGGACAGGAGGGAGAAAAUACAACCUCUAGUUGUUUCCCUGCUACUUCAGAUAAAGUUGCACCAGACCUGCAAACAGUGGGACAUUGGCCGGUGUCAUUAGAACAGCGACAGCAAAGGUCAAGAAGAAUGAGGAAGACAAGUCUAAGUCAGUCUGAUGAAGGUAGAAAUACUGAAGGUGAUGUUAACAGAAGUGCUCUUGACACUGUAGAUGUGCUUCGAGGGAUACCUAUGGACACUGUAGAACAGGAUGUGGAAGAGUUGCAUUUUCACCAACCUGAAAUGAUAGGUAAUGAAACAGUUGCUAAGAAAAAAACCCAGCAAAAUAAGAGAACAAGGAAACAUCACAAAUUAGCACUCACUUUUACAAACAAUAAUUUGCCCCACUCCAAAGAAGAGGAACAGUUGUCUGUGCCUGAUUCUGCAGAAGAGAAACAAGAUGCGUGCUCAUGUAAACAGAUAAGUAGCCAUUCACAAACCGAAUCUCAUGAUUUUGCUCUCCUGUGGAGAUUAGAAAAUAAAAUGCUUUUUCCUGAGACUGUCAAAGUAUUGCAUGGCAGAUUAGAUGGCUUCAAACCCAAAGACAUGGACAAUGCCUCAGGUUCUCAGGAAAAAAUACCGUAUCGAGUUAUGUAUGAUAAAAGUACAUUUGUGGAAGAAAGUGAACUUAUCGAUAUUGAUGAGACUGAAAAGCUAAACAUGCUGUGCAAACUCUUUGAUUCAUUUUCAGUUGAAGCUGUGAAAGAUCUGUACGAAAGAUGUAACAAAGACAUAAACUGGGCCACAGGUCUACUCUUAGACUCUGAUGAAAAGUUGCACAACGAUGUUAAUACUGAAUGGUUUCAAGUAAAAGAAGCUGAGCCAGUUGUUGCAGACUUUGAUUUCAAGGAAAAUACCAACUAUGAUGAGAAUCGUGACGGUUGCACAAACACAGAGCAAAUCAUUGGGGCUAGCAAUGUUUCUGAUCCUUCAGAAGACCAGAACUCAUCAAUCAGCACUGAGGAAAGUAGAGUUACCAAGACAAUUGUGGCAGAUGCUGGUGUGUCUGACUCAUUUACUGCUGUCAUAUUGAAUGAUUCAGUGGAACUGAAAAAUUCCAGUGAUACAGCUCCUAGAGGCUAUGCAGGCAGCUCAGCAGCAAGUGUCAAUGAGUCCAUUUCUGGAAUGCAAAAGAUGGAAUCUGAGAGUCCUGUUGAAGAAGUGAUGAAUAAGCUCUCAGUCUCACAAGUUGAUGUAGAUUUAUACGUACCCGUAACUUUAUCUCAAGCUCUUAAAACAACUACCAAUUCAAAAUUAACUAAUGAAAGCAACAGCAACUCUUCAGAAAGCAAUGUGGAGAAUGCCAAAGGGAUGCCUUUGUUACUGGAUGUGGAUGAUGCACCUCUGAUAGAUUCUAGGAAUGAUAAAGAGCUGGAGACUGAUAGAGAAAAUCUGAGGAGUUCCAGGGAGAUCAGUGGUAAAGAAGAAAGUGGAACUUUGAGCAGGAAUGAAGAUAAGGCCAAGACACAAAGCCCUUCACCAGUAUCAUCUGCGGCCUUUGAUAUAGAUAGCCUAGAACUAACGUUACCUCCUGAACUGGCUCUCCAGUUGAAAGAAAUAUUUGGGCCUGUUGGCAUUGAUGCAGGAUCACUAACUGCUGAGGAUUGUGUAGUUCAUAUUGAUCUGAAUUUGGCAAAAGUGAUUCAUGAAAAAUGGAAAGAAUCUAUUCUGAAGCGUCAGAGGAGAGAUGAAUCAUGGAAGUUGUCUGCAGAAGGUUCUACAUUGAUUCAGCAGAUAAAUAUGAAUGACUCAAAAAUGCUGUUAUCUCAAAAUGCAGAGAAUAAAAUGCAGAAGAAAGGAAUGAACUGGGUUUCAAGUUCAUCUAACGAAACACAGAUUAAAAAAGCAGCAACAUCAGAAGUUUUUCCUUUUAUGGAUCACUGGAAUGCUCGAACUCAGAAAGUUUCUCUCAGACAAAUAAUAUCUGAAGAAAUAGCUAUGCAGGAGAAAGAGGACCUGAAACGUGUUCCUUCUGUGGCUAGAAAAGAUUGUGCUGCUAAACUGAAGGAGAAGCAACUUUUUGAGAUGUUUCCAACCAUUAAUCAAAAUUUCUUAAUGGAUAUCUUCAAGGACAAUAACUAUUCUUUGGAGCAGACCGAACAAUUUCUGAACUGUGUUCUGGAGGCAGAUCCUGUAAAAACAGUUAUAGCUCAAGAAAGUGUUCAGCGAAAUGAAAUUGCUUCUUCAUACAGUGCUGCAAAGAAUCGGGAGAAGGCAAGAAAAGCUAAGGAAGAGGAUGAUGUUUUGAGUGAAAUAUUUCAAGAAUAUGAGUAUCCACAGUAUGAUGACUUUAGAGCAGAAGCUUUUCAUCACCAGCAAAAGAGGCAGGAGUGUUUGAAAAAGGCUGGGGAGGCCUAUCACAUGGGAAUGAAGCCUGUGGCAGCAUUUUAUGCACGUCAGGGUCGCCUUCAUGAGCAGAAGAUGAAAGAAGCCAACCAUGCUGCUGCUGCGCGAAUCUUUGAAAGAGUAAAUACUUCCUUGCUGCCUCUGAAUGUGUUGGAUCUGCAUGGUCUCCAUGUGGAUGAAGCUGUGAAUCAGUUGUCCAGAGUGCUGCAGGAAAAAAGCAACGAGUACCAACAGUCUGGUGGUAAGCCUUAUCUCUGUGUUAUCACUGGAAGAGGAAGCCAUAGUCAGGGAGGAGUUGCUCGCAUCAAACCAGCAGCUAUCAGAUACCUCACAAGCCACAACUUCAGGUUUGCAGAAAUAAAGCCAGGCUGCCUGAAAGUCAUGCUGAAUUGAAGAGUUAACGAGAAGAGGAACAUUAAAAAAUGAGAUGUUGGAUUACAGCUAAAAACUUUUUGAACAACUGCAAUAAUAUUUUCUAAUCUGUUUUAAAGGAUGGUAUUUAUUAGAAGGGGUCUCAAUUUGCAGCACAUGGUCUUGUCAAUAUGUUUCUAAGAACAUUUUCUUGUGGGAUAAUUUUUUUUUUUUAAUUUACAAAAGAAAAAAUCCAGGAUUUGAAGUCUUAGUAAUGCAGAUUAAGAAUUCUGAUGAGAAUUUUAUAAUGUGUUCAAGGGCAGUUGAGGUACAGUUUUUAGAUACAGCAGUCUUCUCAUCUUACUCAGUCCAUAACUCACUUGACUUAUUUAAAUUUCAGUGAUUCCAGUGUUUUUGGAAUGUAGAACCCUGUACAGCUAUUUUGUGAUUCAGAGCUUUGUGCUCAGUCCUUCUGAACGGCAGAGGAGAGGUGGGAACUCAGCAACUAUUGCUAUUUCAAAUCCCAUUGCCACUGAAUGUUAAAGUACUUCCAGAUUUCUUCAAGAGUCAGAGGUGUUCUUUUUAGUGGUCAUUUUGUGACAACUCAACCAGUUCUGUUGUUCUUAUUCUAUUCCUAGUUACUCUUGAAACAAAUGGAAGGACUGGAUGUUAAGACCAGCCGUGUGUUAGGUAAUUUUUUAUAGAUUUAGCAGUCUGUUAAAGGAGAAAAUAAAACAUCUACUUACACACAACUAAUGGGAAAUGCGCUCAUUAAACAAAAAAAAUCAAACCCACAAAAACUAUUGAAUGAAGAGUAUACCUUGUAUGACUUUGUGAAUGGCAUGAGAUGAGUACUGCUUCAUUUUACAGGUAUUUAAUAGUGAUGUCUUCAUUCUGUGCAUAGUAACUUUGGUAAUUUCCUUGUAGAAAAUCUGUUUAUCUUUGAGACAUUUAAAUGUAUUUUUAACAUCAAAUUGAAUGUGAAUAUUACAGUAUUAAUUGCCCAUCUUGAAGAAGAUAUGGAAGGUACUCUGUUCAUGGUGGUUUUGUAUCUGAAUGUAUCUAUGUUUUAAAAACAGAAACACCAAACCGAGCCACAAAAAAAAACAAAACAAAAA
Molecule: messenger RNA, 6945 nt
Organism: Tympanuchus pallidicinctus (lesser prairie-chicken)
Lineage: Eukaryota; Metazoa; Chordata; Aves; Galliformes; Phasianidae
Gene: N4BP2
Product: NEDD4 binding protein 2
Exons: 19
Coding region: 548-5869 (1773 amino acids)
Molecular function (GO): ubiquitin binding
Source: RefSeq, a predicted model, not a curated record